This is a messenger RNA of Biomphalaria glabrata, 1345 nucleotides long. Its product is annotated as multiple epidermal growth factor-like domains protein 10. Lineage: Eukaryota; Metazoa; Mollusca; Gastropoda; Planorbidae. The transcript has 9 exons. Bases 138 to 1262 code for a protein of 374 amino acids. The record is from RefSeq and is a predicted model, not a curated record.
CCUUAUAAGACACAUUUUUAAAAGGCCUGAACUACAUUUUUGACUUAUUCAUAAACAAAUUUCUGAGUUCGGAGAUCUAGAUCUAGAUCUAAUUUAUAAUAAACAGAUAGGUUGGAAGCCCACAAAGUGCAGUUGUUAUGUUGAUGAAAGUUUUCAUUCUUUGCAUCUUUUACGACGUGCUUCUAGCUUGCCCUCUAAGCUAUUUCGGACCCUCGUGUCGCUACCAGUGUCACUGUCAAAAAGGCUGCGACAAAUUCGGGGCCUGCUUAAAUGGAUCCACCUGCGCUACUGGAUGGUUCGGAUUUUUGUGCCAGUUAAAGGAUCUGACAAGGAGUGCACCAAGACCAUCGUUAGUAACUAUUCCAAAGACCAAUCGCCCUUUUUUGCACGACGAUGACAUCGAUACCUGCGUUGAAAACAUGAAAUCUUUUAUCUACACCUUCGUUGUCCCUACACACAUCACAUUUUUUAGGGUCAUUGGUUUUAAAAAAUAUAGAGGCGAGUUGGAAGGAAAUCUAACUGUGUGGAAUGACAACAGGACGGUCGUGUGUGUGAACGGCAGCUAUGACAUUGUCGUGGACAAUUAUACCCUGGACGUCUACUGCAGAACAGCAGAACCAGCCACAGUGUUCCUGGUAGACACGAAAGAUUACUUUAGGGUCUGCCACAUAUAUGCCAGCAAUGACUGCAUUGUCUCCUAUACGAGGCUGCCUUGCGCUCCCGAUUACUGCGACCGUUGUUUCAACUUCAAGUGUGACCGGGCGACGGGCAAGUGCAGUGAUGCGUGCGUGGGGUAUUCCAAUUUCCCGUAUUGCGAUAAGCCUUGUCGCAAAGGUCACUUCGGAUUAAAUUGUCUCUUUAAGUGUAGCAGCAGCUGUUACAACGGAUCUUGUGACCCUAAGAUUGGGCUUUGUCUCAAUGGCUGUUUCGGAUUCUCAAAUCCACCCCAGUGCAAUAUUCCCUGCAAAAAAAGUCAUGGACAUAAUUGUAUAUGCAGCAAAACAUGUAAAGUGUGUAGGACAGGCUCAAGGAUAUGCGAAACGUGCUUGCCAGAUUACCGCCUCAACAUGAGUGAUCGUACUACGUGUUUUCAUAAGACUGAAAUAAAAAGAGGCUUUUCUUAUUUUUCAUUUAUACAGACAGGAUCUCCUGUAGCUUUAUGUAUAAUCCUACUUCAGACGUUUUUAGUGGUAACAGUAGUAGUUCUUAUGUUAAGGUAUCAUCGUCAAUCUUUAAACGAGUCUCAAGCCGAGACGGACUGAAUCAUCGUUUAUAUGCGUCUGUAUUUACCUAUUUGAUAUUUCUGUAAUCCCCUUGUUAAUAAACGCUAUUAUUGUUUUCUUUA